Molecule: messenger RNA, 1601 nt
Organism: Gadus morhua (Atlantic cod)
Lineage: Eukaryota; Metazoa; Chordata; Actinopteri; Gadiformes; Gadidae
Product: splicing factor, arginine/serine-rich 19
Exons: 7
Coding region: 295-963 (222 amino acids)
Source: RefSeq, a predicted model, not a curated record
GGAGGGGGGGAGGAGGGGGAGGAGGAGGAGGAGGGGGAUACUUUACCUCCCUGAUAGAGAUCUGUGAGGCAAAGUGGCGAGACUCUGUGUCUCCGCCAAUCAGAAUAGAGGGCUGAAACUCAACACCGGCGAAUCAGAGGGCCUCCUCGGACCGCUCCACAGAGAUAGGGCCAGGAGGAGAAGGCUGCUCCUUCCUCCAGGAGAGGGGAGCUCGGCAGCGAACAUACACUCACCGUGAACCGUCUGCAGCCAGAGUCAGACACCCUGGCUGAAGAAAAGGAAAAGUUUUGCCUGAUGAGCCUGGACAAAGAAGGCGUUCCAGACCAUGUGAUCGGCUCCUCCUGCCAGAUGAGGACUCUGGACAGCGGCAUCGGGACCUUCCCCCCCCCGCGACCCCUGGGCCGCCGCCCCCUCCCCCAGUCCCAGUCCAGCCCCGGGGGGGGGGCGGUGCGGGCAGGAGGCCCCUGCAGCCCCCUGGGACCGCCUCCUCCGCCUCCUCCACCUCCUCCACCUCCUCCACCCCCACGACAGCUCCCUGGGAGCGCCGCGUCGGUGAGGACCUCGGACAGUGUGGCCCCGCCCCCCACGGAGCCUCACAACACAGCGCCCUCCUCAGAUUGCUCCGGAAGACAUCGGUUGAGUCUAAAGGGUUCUCGUGAAGCCAUCUCCACCACCAAUCAAGAGGAGGAGGAGGAGGAGGAGGAGGAGGAGGAGGAGGAGGAGCGAGAUGGGGGAAUGAGGAGCCAGCGCCUCCUAUCUCCUGACAGGACCCUGCGAGCGUGCACGUACACGGGCACCAGCACUGAGACGCAAGCUGAGGACCACAGUCCAGGGCUGAAAGCGCUGAGUUUGGAGCCGCCGCUGUCCAUCAUGGACUGUUACCGUGACGACGCCUUCCGUCGUCUGGAGAUGGGGGGCGGGGGUUCCCCCACUACGACCAAUCAGGGGACAGCCUCGACGUAGAGCCGUCUCCUCCUCCACUCUGAACCAGCUGAUCCGCUCCGCAGCAGAGCCAAGGGCCCCCCCCACCCCACCCCCCCCCACCACGCCGGGGGGCUGCGUACAGCGCCCACCCUCCCCCUCCUCCUCCCCCUCCUCCCCCCCCCUCCUCCUCCUCCCCCUCCUCCUCCCUGGACGUCCCGUGGCUGCGGCGCCGCGAUGCUCCCUCAGUGACUCCCUGCACUCAGCCAGGUCGCUGACGACACUAGCGGCCUGAAGCGCUAAUGAGCUCCCCCCCCCACACCCCCCCCCCCCCCUCGCGUCGCGUCGCUCAGACGCUGCAGGAACUCGCCCCUAGCCGGGGCCAUCGUCCAAAAGGGCUUCGAUGUCGAUCCAGAGGAAAGCUCCAACAGUCGUGUAUCGGAUCGCCUUCUUCCACAGACAUUGCUAGAACUUUCUCGGGGGCGCCGCGAUGCGAUUGGUCGACGGGACGCUGUGUUUUUGAACUGUUUUCUAUGAAGCCGUUGCUCUGAGAGGAGGUUAACCGGUGUAUUUUUCUAAGUAUAGGAGUCGCGCUCCUCAGGUCAGCUGCCUCAGCGCGCUCCGGUCAUACAUGUGACCUCAUCACUUCCUCAAUAAAUUAAACUAUAUUUUAAACUCAA